AUGUUAGUUAUAUCGCAAUUUAAUACAUUAACAACAAACAACCAACAAUUCAAAAGAGACGACCCUAAUCAAUCAAUGUCCAAACCAAUAAGUAAUUUGUCUAGUGGACCUUCAAGUACAAAUCUAUAUUCAAGAGUCGGAACACCUGAAAUACCCAGCAUAAAAGAAAUUAGAGUUGCAAAUUUACCAAUAUCUAAAAAUUUAAAUUCAUUUGAAAAAUCAUUAUCAUCAUUAUUAACAUCAAUUUCAAAGUAUGAUCCACAAAGUUCAGAUGCUGAAGAUCUCUUGGGGAUAGAACAUGAACUAGAAAAAUCCGUGGAAGAUAUCAUAUCUCAUCAACAAUCAGGUUUAAAAAUUAAUAGUCUUGAAACAAAAUCUUCUAAAAUUGAUUCAAAUUGUAAACAAUUAUUAUUAGGUUUAAAUGAAUGUAGAAAUCAAUUAAAAUCAUUACCAAAUUUGGAAGAAGUUCAACAAGAACAAAAAUCAAUGCAAAGAAACAAAAUCCCAGCUGAUGAAUUAUUACAAUAUGCAAUGAAAUUAGCAAAAUUUACAACAGCACCACCAACUUUUGAUAGUGCAGCAAUUGGACCAAAUAAUUUUAUAUGGCCAGCUGAAGAUUCCUUAAGAAGAGGUAUGUUAGCAAUUGCAAGUUUAAAUGAAGCAGAAUUGACUGGUAAAUCACCUAUUAAAACUCAAAUCCAAGAUGAAUCAAAAUUACAAGAUGAAAUUUUAAAUGGUUCAAGUCCACAAAAUGUUAGAAGAGGUUCAUUUGGUGGGUCUUAUGGAGGUGAUGAUAAUGGUGGAGAUGAUGGUGUUAUAGAGGAAUUAGAUUUAUUUGAUCCUGAUGAUGAAUGA
Messenger RNA from Hansenula ciferrii, 855 nucleotides. It is a transcript of the gene MED4, whose product is annotated as Med4p. The record is from RefSeq and is a predicted model, not a curated record. The coding region runs from base 1 to 855 and encodes 284 amino acids. Gene Ontology annotation, molecular function: transcription coregulator activity. Gene Ontology annotation, biological process: regulation of transcription by RNA polymerase II. Gene Ontology annotation, cellular component: mediator complex; core mediator complex. The transcript is spliced from 2 exons. NCBI's taxonomy places the organism in Eukaryota, Fungi, Ascomycota, Saccharomycetes, Phaffomycetales, Wickerhamomycetaceae.